Theileria annulata is the source of this 906-nucleotide messenger RNA. RefSeq names its product Tash1-like protein, putative. NCBI's taxonomy places the organism in Eukaryota, Apicomplexa, Aconoidasida, Piroplasmida, Theileriidae. The transcript has a single exon. The record is from RefSeq and is a predicted model, not a curated record. Bases 1 to 906 code for a protein of 301 amino acids.
AUGGUUCGAGUUAAUACUUUAAUAUUGUUUUAUACAAUAAUUAUUUAUUGUAUAAAGAUUGUAUCUUCGAUUGUGUUAGAUUUGGACAAUUUAGAUAAUUCAAUAAUUGAAAUAGUAAAGACCACUGAAGAGGGAAUAAUUACCACAAAAAUAUACUCCAUACCAGAAAAUAAGAUAACAGAAUUACGUGAAGGAUUUAUAAUAGUUUGGAUGCAAGAUGAUUGUGAAUAUAUUAAAUCUAUUACUCAUUACGAAUUUCUAUCGACAAAAAGAAAACUUAUGAGUAUCGAACUCUACAGUCCUUUUGAAGAUAAUAUGAUAUAUUUAUACAAACUAGGAAAACAUUAUGCAUAUACCACCAGGAAUAAGUUCGAAGAAAUUUUUAAAAAAAAUCUUGAAAUUUCAGAAAAGAAAACAAGGAAACGCAAACCUAAAUCUUAUACCGAUUAUAAACGUAGGAAAAGCAAAAAGAAGAGAAUCACAAAACCAGAAGAUUUAGAACCAGAAAUGGAAUUUGAAAUUUCAUCAGAUGAAUCAACUCAACAAACAGAAAAAAAAUCAGAAGAACAUACAGAACCAGAAAUGGAUUUUGAAAUUUCAUCAGAGGAAUCAAAACCUAUUGAAUCAGAAACAACUAAACAACCAGAACAUACAUCAGAAACAACUAAACAAACUGAACAAACAGAAACUACAGAUGAACGAGAAUUACAACCAGAAACUAUUCCAGUUGAAGUUGAGUCAGAUGAUGAACAUGAGGAUAUUGAUCUGGAACAAGAGUUAUUAAAUGAACCACUAUUUGGAGAAGAUGUUGAGAAAUUGUUAGAACGUGAACUUGACAGAACUGGUCUAUCAACAAAUGAACUUGAUUCAGUAUUUGAAGAGAAAUCUAAAGAUGAUGAUAAUUAG